Cyprinodon tularosa is the source of this 3015-nucleotide messenger RNA. RefSeq names its product sterol 26-hydroxylase, mitochondrial-like. Gene Ontology annotation, cellular component: mitochondrial inner membrane. The coding region runs from base 1071 to 2603 and encodes 510 amino acids. Gene Ontology annotation, biological process: cellular response to peptide hormone stimulus; cortisol metabolic process; cholesterol metabolic process. The transcript is spliced from 9 exons. The record is from RefSeq and is a predicted model, not a curated record. Gene Ontology annotation, molecular function: heme binding; monooxygenase activity; oxidoreductase activity, acting on paired donors, with incorporation or reduction of molecular oxygen. Lineage: Eukaryota; Metazoa; Chordata; Actinopteri; Cyprinodontiformes; Cyprinodontidae.
CAAACCAUCUUAUAGACCUGCUCAAAUUAAGAGUAAAUUCACUAAAUUUAAGACAUUUUCACUUAUUUCUAGAUCUUUUUUUCCGUGCAAAUCACACAGAUGAAAACAUCGGUUAAGAAUAUAUUAUUAUAUUUAUUACUUUUUACACACGCAGCUGUUUCUUGACCUCUUGGAGGAAAAUAUGUUUAAAGUUUUAUAUUUCGUUAAGGUGAUCUGUUUCUAGUAAAGUCUUGGGUUUUUUUAAAUUACAUGUUUGUUUUUUUUAAGAGGGAAAUUAAUCAAAUUUUAAGAUUGUUUUUUCCACGGCUAUUUUUAAGGAAUUUUUUUUCUUUACAUGCAAAUGUGAAUCAAAACGAAAAGCAGUUAAAAGAUUUGCAAUGUAGUAUUUAUUUGGUGGCGUGCCUAAGCUGAUGCUGAGUCUGCACUAAUACAAAUUAUCCUUAUAUCACUGACACUUAAACUAAUUUUUAAUUUCCAGAUUCUCUCUGGAGGACAUUCUCUUUGUUUUAGACAUGUUGCUCUAUCUGCUGCCUUGGGGUUUCAUUUUUUUUUUUAAACAUUGCAUUAGUUUCUUGUAUGGGACACAUUAGCGUUAAAACUGAUUAGAUUUAAAACCAUAACAUGAAAAUGCAUAAUAUGUGGGAUUUGCACCUUGGACAGAAUGGAUGUGCAGGUAAUCAGGAGUUAACCCUGGCCGGAAACAUAGAGAAUAGUUUUGUGCAAUUUGAUUGGUUGGGGAGCAGCAUGUGGAAGGCCCCCAUCAGGAUGCCAUUGAUGGAAGAACAGCUGCUGCUAUGCAGAAAACAGAUUUCUCUUUCACUGAGAGGAAGCCAAGACUCCUCGUAAAAGUGUUCAAAAAGCCUUACAUUGCACUGAGGAUAAACCCACCAUCCAAAGCAAAUUUAGAGCAGCAUUAUUUAAAGGUCUAAUAAAUAUCCACAUUAAUUUCCUGCUGUAGUUGCCUCCACUGAAUGUUUCUAGGGAGGUGAGCUGGAUAUUUGAGGAGCAUGGCUCCUCCCACUCAGUCUGCAUGAUUUUAACUGGAGCUCUUUUCCAGUUUUUUUUUAGUAAUGGCUGCCCGGCUGUCGCAGAGAUUACAGUCUGGGAGCUGUGGCAGAUGGCUGCAGCUAUGCCGCAUUUUUAAAGGCAAUGUCUGCUUCAGAGGACUGGGAAGGGCCUCCUCUCUCCAGCAGGACAAGCUGCGGACGGUGGAGGACCUCCCUCGUGUCAGCCCCUUGGAAAUGCUUUUCAAGAUCUUAUUCCAGGGUUAUUUCCACCGUAUGCAGGAGUUACAGAUCUAUGAGAGGAAGCUGUAUGGACCCAUUUACAAAAAUGGACGUAAUGCUGUUUCUGUGACCACUGCUCAGCUGCUGGAGGAACUGGUGAGGAUGGAUGACAAGUUUCCCUCCAGAGCAGACCUGUCUCUGUGGACAGAGUACCGCGAUAUGAGAGGACACGGCUAUGGGCCGCUUACAGAAACAGGGGAGCGCUGGUACAACCUGAGGGCGGUUCUUAACAAGCGCAUGCUCCAUCCGAGGGAUUCUGCUCAGUACGCUGGGGUCAUCAAUGAGGUGGUUACAGACUUCAUUAAAAGGAUCAAACAUCUGCGUGAAGCCAGCUCAACAGGGGAUUUUGUUUCUGACGUUUCCAAUAAGUUUUACCUAUUUUCAUUGGAAGGUAUUGCAUCUAUAUUGUUUGACACAAGACUUGGCUGUCUGAGAACGGAGAUUCCUGCUGGUACUCAAGAAUAUAUCGCGUCCAUCUCGCAGAUGUUUUCCAAUAACUUGCCUGUUGCAAUAUUUCCAAAGUGGAGCCGCAAACUGCUUCCUUAUUGGGGGCGCUACAUCACCAGCUGGGACAACAUCUUCGCUUUUGCGAAAACUUUGAUCGACAAGAAGAUAGAGGACAUCCAGCGGCGAGUGGACAACAACCAGAAUGUGGAGAGUGAAUAUCUAACGUACCUCCUCUCAAACAAGAAUAUAAGUACUAAGGACGUCUACGCCAGCAUCACUGAGCUUCUUUUGGCUGGAGUGGACACGACCUCCAACACCCUUACAUGGGCUUUGUACCAGCUGUCCAGGAACCCAGAAAUCCAGCACAGACUCCAUGAGGAAGUGUCCACGCUGGUACCUGCAGACCAAAUCCCCACGGCUGCAGAGGUCACUCGGAUGCCAUUUUUACGAGCUGUGAUCAAGGAAACUCUCAGGAUGUACCCCGUGGUUCCUAUAAAUUCAAGAAUCAUAACUGAAAAAACAGUUUCUGUUGGUGGAUAUCAGUUUCCAAAGAAUACUUGUUUCACUCUCUGUCACUAUGCCAUCAGUCAUGAUGAAAGCAUUUUCCCAGAGCCGUUCAGAUUCCAGCCGGAGAGAUGGCUCCGUGACGGCCGCCAGAGGCCACAUCCAUUCAGCUCCAUCCCGUUUGGCUACGGAGUUCGAGGCUGUGUUGGUCGCAGGAUUGCAGAACUAGAGAUGUAUUUGGUUCUGUUUCGGCUUAUUAGGGACUUUAAAAUCAAACCCGGACCCAUGAUGGACGAGCUGAAGAUCCUCAGUCGGGCUGUUCUGGUUCCAAACAAGCAACUGGACCUGCACUUUGUGGACCGAUGAUGAAGAAACACUGAUUUUCUCAACAGUUUGGUUUAACAGUCACAUAAAAAGCUGGUAAGCCAAUGAAAAACUCUAAAACUAUUAAGCAACAACUCUUCUUGCAGUCACAAAAAACACCUAAUUAUAUCUGAAUACACUCAGAUGAUCCAGUUAAAAUAUAAUGCAUUUCCAUCAUUACAUCAUCAGGGGGUAUUUCUACUUGUUUGUUUCUGAAAAUACAAUCACAUGUUUGUAUAUUUGUAUACCUUGGUCAUCCCUGCAUUGUAUUCUAUUCUAUUCUGUAAUAAUGUAGUGAUGAAAACUUUUAUAUUUGUUGGUUCUAUAUUAAAGGAUGUUUUAUUUUUCGUAAAGUUCAACAUUCUUAUCUGAAGUUGCACAGAUUUCUUUAAUCUCUAAAUGAAUCAAACAAACU